Vanrija pseudolonga is the source of this 636-nucleotide messenger RNA. RefSeq lists its product as uncharacterized. Bases 1 to 636 code for a protein of 211 amino acids. The transcript has 3 exons. The record is from RefSeq and is a predicted model, not a curated record. NCBI's taxonomy places the organism in Eukaryota, Fungi, Basidiomycota, Tremellomycetes, Trichosporonales, Trichosporonaceae.
AUGCUCCGCUCCACCCUCCUCUUCGCCCUCCUCGCGGCCUCUGCCAACGCCGCCGCUCUGUCCCACCAAACACCUAGCCUGCUCGCGCGCCAGGCCGGUUCCUGCGCCAACGAGUGCCAGAAGAGCUCCCAGGCGCAAUGGAACGCCGACGGGACGUGUCCUCCCGCGACCAAGGACGCCCUUCAGGCAUGCUACGACUGCGUCAAGGCCGCGCCCGGCGCCGACCCCAAGACCAUCGAAGGCGCAAAGGUCAACCUCGACAUGUGCGCCGACGGCGGCAAAGGCCUCGCGAGCUCCAUGCUGGGCGACUUUGCUUCGGUCACGAGCUCGAUUCUUGCCGACGCUUCGUCUAUUCAAUCCGAAACCUCGGCCGCGAUCAGCAGCCUGAACGCGUCUGGGGACGUCAAGCCUACGACCACGGUGGUGGGCGCGGCGGAAUCGAGCGCCGCUGGCAAUGCUGCGGGUGCGCCGGGCGCGCACUCGUCUGGCGCGUCGGGCUCUGCGGCUUCAGGUUCGCACGCUUCUGGUGCGGCCGCCUCGCCGAUCGCGGGUGGCAAGCCCUCGUCUGCUGGCGCGCUCUCGGUCAGCCUCGGUGCCGUCGUCGGUGCCGUGUCUGUCGGCUACGCCUUCUUCUGA